This is a messenger RNA of Frieseomelitta varia, 3130 nucleotides long. It is a transcript of the gene Rab7, whose product is annotated as ras-related protein Rab-7a. Gene Ontology annotation, molecular function: GTPase activity; GTP binding. Bases 148 to 771 code for a protein of 207 amino acids. Gene Ontology annotation, biological process: phagosome-lysosome fusion; endosome to lysosome transport. The transcript has 5 exons. The record is from RefSeq and is a predicted model, not a curated record. Lineage: Eukaryota; Metazoa; Arthropoda; Insecta; Hymenoptera; Apidae. Gene Ontology annotation, cellular component: phagocytic vesicle; late endosome; lysosome.
AUUUGAUCAUACUCGGUCGAUAAAAGAGACGAAGAACAGGUGACGACAUCGUUGUCAUACUCGUGAUUUCAUAACACGCCAUUUUCUUUGUGUGAAGUACUGGCUGAGAAAUUUCUCCUACUGUUUUCUAGCUAAUUCAGGUUCACGAUGGCUUCUCAUAAAAAACUAUUGCUGAAGGUUAUUAUCCUUGGAGAUUCAGGAGUUGGUAAAACUUCUCUUAUGAAUCAGUAUGUAAGCAAGAAAUUUAGUAAUCAAUAUAAAGCAACUAUAGGUGCAGAUUUUCUUACCAAAGAAGUAAUGGUAGAUGAUAGGAUAGUUACUAUGCAGAUUUGGGAUACAGCUGGCCAAGAAAGGUUUCAAUCUUUAGGUGUUGCUUUCUACAGAGGUGCUGAUUGUUGUGUACUUGUAUUUGAUGUUUCUGCACCAAGUAGCUUUAAAUCUUUAGACUCCUGGAGAGAUGAAUUCUUGAUCCAAGCUUCUCCUAGAGAUCCAGAUAAUUUCCCAUUUGUUGUACUUGGAAAUAAAGUUGAUUUGGAAUCCAAAGUGAUUCAUGGCAAAAAAGCACAACAAUGGUGUCAAUCUAAAAAUAAUAUUCCAUAUUUUGAAACCAGUGCUAAAGAGGCUAUCAAUGUUGAACAAGCUUUCCAAACGAUAGCAAAAAAUGCUUUAGCUCAAGAAAGUGAGGUGGAAUUAUAUAACGAAUUCCCAGACCAAAUUAAAUUGACCAAUGACCAAAGGAAUAAUGGCAAGGGUGAUUCUUGUGCUUGCUAGGUCUUGAAGUGGUGAAAAUUUUGGACAAGCACGUAGAUGCACAGGUCAGAUCGUACAUUCGCGUACCUGCGCAUUUAAAGAAAUACUACAUCGAGCUUGAUGUGUUUUAGAAGUCUUAAGUAUGCACCUUGGUUUCUUUUAUCUAGAUUUCAUUCAAAAUAUUUUUAAAGCAUAUUUAUAAUGUUGGAAAAUGUUUUUUAUUGGAAUUAUGUGAGAUAUCGGAAAAUAAAAAAAACGUGUGUAUAUGUAAGAAAGUUUGUAAGCAAUGCAUUUUAAACAAUAAAAUUAGACAAAUUUUGUACCAAGGAGCAUCCAUUUGGCUUCUUUACAUGAAAGACUAUGUUGUAUUUUAUAUCGUGUGUUUGCGUUGAUACUUGGCUCGUUCAGCAAUACGUUCAACACAUUAUUUCCGAUAAUUGUAAUGCUCUCUUAUUGGGUAUGGCGAACAGUAUGAGCUGCCCUUUUUAAUUGCAUCUUUAUAGUUCAUUGUCGAUGUCCUUCAUUGUGAAGUAACAUUACGAUGUUUUCGAAUCACAUAGGUAUAAUUUAUACCGGGAGGAAAAUUCACGGUUCGGGAACACAUUUAGCAUAACAAUUAGAUCAUCACAAGUUUGCUCAUAAUUCAUUAUGUAUAAUCGCAUUUAUUGAGGAGCUCUAGAAAAAUUUUUGUGGGUUCAGUCAUUUCUCAGACCUAACUUCUUGUCAAAAUUAGUAAAAUUAAGUGAAAAUUAUUGCAUAAUUGAUACAUUACAGAUACAAUGAAAUUUUUUAUUGAAAUUUUGCGAUUAUUUAACUACCUCUGAAUUUUAUUAGCAAUGUAAAUCUUAGUAAUUAUUAUAUCGCUCGAGAUAUUGCGAUUUUCCGAGAACAAUAAAUACAUUGUUCACAUAAAUUUGAAUAAAUGUGAAUUUGUUUAAUAACAUCACAAUGUAUCUGUGAUGAUGUUUCACGAUCGUCUCAAUCUUAAAAGGCUAGUGCGUUUUCGAGGAAAAAAAUUCCCUUUUUAAAAACAACUCAAUAGUUGGAUAAUUUCUUAUUUGGUAUUCUCGAUGCGCCCACAAUACUUGCAUACUAGUAUUUUUGUGUAUCUUUAAAUUCCUCCCUAAAGUGAGAGUCCUCAGCCGCGCUGCAAUGAUUUUUAAACGUCUUAAUUUUGUGGAAAGUAUCCAGGUGCAGUCAUAAAUUUUAUCAAACAUUAUUUAAAAAGACAUUUUUAUAUUAAACAUGCAAUAUAUAGAUACUUGACGAAUUAUUUUUAAAAAUUAUAAAUUUUUGCUUUUUUCCCCUAAAAUUUAAUGCUAUAAUAUACAUAAUAUUCAUUUAUCUGCUUAAAAAAAAUACUAAUAAUAAUUAAAUUUUAUUGACAAGUGUGAAGUUUUUUUUUUAAUCAAAUUUUUGUAAAAAAAAAAGAUUUUUUGUAUAUUAACUCUCUAUAUUCUGUUGAAUUAGUACGUUUAUGUAAAAGAAAACAAAAGAAAAAGGGAAUUUAUAAAAAUGAUGUUGUUAUUUAGUAUAACAAAAAUUAUGCAACGCGGUGCUGGCGAUCACUUUCGUAUUUAAAAAAAAAAGUAUAUAUAUAUAUAUAUAUAUAUAUAUAAUUUUAGAUGUAAGUCUCCAUCCUGAAAAAUGUAGAGCAAGAGAUUGCGUGAGCUGAAUUGAUACAUACAUAUAAGAUUUCUUAUGAGAAGAUUUAGCAUGUGAAAUAUAUGUGUACAUCUAUGAUAAUAAUAUAACACACUAGGAAUAUGCAUCAUCAUACAUGUACGCAUAUACACGUAAUAUAUAUGUAUAUAAAUGAUGAUGGUCAUGACGAUUACAAUUAUAAUUAUUAAUAUAAUUUUAUCAAAAUAUGUUAACGAUAGUUAUUAUAAAUAUUAUCAUUAUUGCUGCUGCUGCUGCUGCUAUAAAAUUACUAUUGCUACUCUUAGUUUUAAGUAAACUAAAACAAAAAAAAAAAGAAGAAGAAAUACAUUUAUUGCAACAAAAUCAUGAGCUGGUCGAAUUAAUUCGCUGAUAUAUCUGUGCCACGAAUAAUCAUCGUGUGACCUGAAACAAAAUAUAAGACUAUCAUUAUCCCUAUUAUGGCUCGAUGUCUAUGUUGUUAUUAUGAAGAUGAAUGUCUGUUGAGAUAGAUAGUAAAUCUAGUAAACCCUGUACGAAAUAGCGUAUAAGACUAAAAUAUAAUUCAGCAUAACAUUAAUUUAGUAAUUAAAAGAUAAUGGGGAAAAAGGCUCUUUCCAAGUAAAAGGAUAGCCUGUAACACAGUGUAGUUUUAUUCGAGAGUUUUAACACGUUAUGUUUCAACUGAUGUAAAUUAAACUCCUUGUACGAUUGUAAAAAAGUAUUCGUUUUUACAUAA